Messenger RNA from Rhodamnia argentea, 879 nucleotides. RefSeq lists its product as uncharacterized. The transcript has a single exon. Bases 131 to 688 code for a protein of 185 amino acids. NCBI's taxonomy places the organism in Eukaryota, Viridiplantae, Streptophyta, Magnoliopsida, Myrtales, Myrtaceae. The record is from RefSeq and is a predicted model, not a curated record.
GGCUGAAUGCUCUGAAAGGUUUGGAUCUCGAUGUCAUUGGUUACAGCACUAAUGUGGAUGGAGCAGCCGUCUCAUCAACAUAGGGAGUUCCCAUUAUCCGAGUUUAGAUCGUUUGACUAAAGGAGGAGCCAUGGAAGCUAAUGGAUGUCAUGUUGAGCAAGCGGAUGCUGAUGUAUUAUUGCCUCCUCGGAAGCGUUUGCUUGCCGGGCUAAAGAAACAGAACUCAGAUGCCAAGGGGGCCUUGCAUGUUUCUUCAACUGCCGUGCCUCCUUCAUCGUCAUUGAGUGCAUUUGAUGCCCAUCUGAACAGUUUAUUAGGUGUUCAUAGCAAUCCAAACCUUUCACCGGAGGAAAUCGUGGAGGCCUCAAAAUCGGCGGCUUUAGCCGCAGCCAAGAUUGCAAAAGCUGCUAGAGCAGCUGCUGAAGAGAAGGCGGCCAUUGCAGCUAAGGCAGUUGCUGCAGCCAAGAGCGCUUUGGAUCUAGUGGCAUCUUUCUCCAACGAGGCAAAUCACAAACAGAUGUCUCUCAAGAGGAACAAGCUGAAGAAGCGCGUUCCAGUUCACUCACUGUACAAAAGGAACAGGCUGAUUUCAAAUUGCAAGACGGACGAAGAACUGGCUCGGAGACUGCACCGAGUCAUGAACAGCUCGUCGAGAAACAAUGUACCAACUGCACAUAGAACUAAAUGAUCAAUACGAUUCCCGAAUCAAGGAACUAGUCUUUGUGUAGCGGUCCUCCCAUGUCAUUUGCUGUUUGUAAGGGUUGCAGAUUCAUCUUUGCUUUACAAUUAUAGGACCUGAGUUUCAUCCCCAUAGUAAACCCAGUGUGAACAAAACCGAUACGUACUCCAUAUUGUCCCACGCUAUUUUCUUUGUGAAUU